Molecule: messenger RNA, 1429 nt
Organism: Setaria italica (foxtail millet)
Lineage: Eukaryota; Viridiplantae; Streptophyta; Magnoliopsida; Poales; Poaceae
Product: malate dehydrogenase, glyoxysomal
Exons: 9
Coding region: 128-1219 (363 amino acids)
Biological process (GO): tricarboxylic acid cycle; malate metabolic process
Cellular component (GO): cytoplasm; chloroplast
Molecular function (GO): L-malate dehydrogenase (NAD+) activity
Source: RefSeq, a predicted model, not a curated record
ACCAUAGCACAACCAACUCCGUCGGAAACGUGCACGCAUCGUCCCGCGAACACCUUACUACGUUUCGCAACAGACACCCUCUUCCUCUUCCUGCGAGACUCUCUGCCUCUGCAACUCCAAGGCAACCAUGGAGCAGCAAGGGGCCGACGCGGCGGCGGCCAGGCGGAUGGCCACGCUCGCCUCCCACCUGCGCCCGGACCCCGCCUCCUCUCACCCUCAGAUGGAGGAGGUCUCCCUCCUGAGGGGAUCCAUUUGCCGUGCAAAAGGGGCGGCGCCAGGCUUCAAGGUCGCAAUCUUGGGCGCAGCUGGUGGGAUCGGGCAGCCACUCGCGCUACUGAUGAAGAUGAACCCUCUUGUUUCGGUGCUCCAUCUAUAUGAUGUCGUCAACGCACCUGGUGUCACGGCUGACAUUAGCCACAUGAAUACUGGUGCUGUGGUGCGUGGAUUCUUGGGCCAACCACAGUUAGAAAAUGCUCUAACUGGGAUGGAUCUUGUGGUAAUUCCUGCUGGUGUCCCUCGGAAACCUGGGAUGACAAGGGAUGAUCUGUUUAACAUCAAUGCUGGAAUCGUCCGUACUCUUUGUGAGGGAAUUGCAAAAUGCUGCCCUAAGGCAAUUGUGAACGUGAUCAGUAAUCCUGUCAAUUCCACUGUUCCCAUUGCUGCUGAAGUUUUCAAGAAAGCUGGCACAUAUGAUCCUAAGCGCCUUUUAGGGGUUACAACACUUGACGUAGUGAGAGCCAACACUUUUGUGGGAGAGGUUCUUGGACUUGAUCCCAGAGAAGUCAAUGUUCCUGUCAUUGGUGGGCAUGCUGGAGUUACAAUAUUACCACUCCUUUCACAGGUGAAUCCUGCCUGCUCACUCACGUCAGAAGAGGUUAAUCACCUCACUUCUCGCAUACAGAAUGGUGGGACAGAAGUAGUUGAGGCUAAAGCUGGAGCAGGAUCAGCGACUCUUUCAAUGGCGUAUGCAGCUGCUAAAUUUGCAGAUGCAUGCCUGAGAGGACUGCGUGGUGAUGCCGGAAUAGUGGAGUGCUCUUAUGUUGCUUCUCAGGUGACGGAGCUACCUUUCUUUGCAUCCAAAGUGCGGUUAGGGCGCUCUGGUGUUGAGGAAAUAUUGCCACUUGGGCCAUUGAAUGAGUUCGAAAGAGCUGGUCUUGAGAAGGCAAAGAAAGAGCUGGCCGAGAGUAUCCAGAAGGGCGUCUCUUUCAUCAACAAGUGAGACCGGCCAUCUAGCAGAUGUCCAACCCCAACAUAGAAAGACAUGUGCUGUGUUUUGGCUUCCUGGAAAGCCUUGCUGUAAUUUCUCUGUAAUACUGUGUACAUGGCGUGAAUAACCUACACGGCUGUACUAAAAAGGAUAAAUAUGUGGUCGCCGAAAAAAAAAAGGAAAAAAAGGAAAGUGUGGUAAUAAAAGUUGCUUCUGAACAGA